UGUUUUCGCCGUUUAGAUAAUCAAAACUCAGUAAUUCAAUUGUUUUUAUUAGUAGUAAUUAUUUGUGUACAGUGUUUCAUGAGUUGUGUUAUAAGUCAGAACCAAGCCGCUCCAUACGAAAUGCAGGAUUUUAUUGACUACAUUACUCGUAUACUUAAUAUUUUUGUAUAGAGGACAUCGGUGUAUGUCAUAAUCAUACAAAGUUAAACGCAAUAUUAAGGUCAUAUUAAGAUAAACAAUAUGUAAAGAAGAUUGAAUAAUAAGUAAGAGUCAAGUAGGUUUUCCGAGAAACCUAUACUCAGAAAGCAUGGUGACAUAAAGAAGUAAAACACUCGGAAAAACACAUACAUACAUAACAAUAAAUUGAUAAUAAUUGCAGAAGAAAAUGGCAGCAACUCAAGAUGUUUCAACCGACUACCAAUACACAAUAGUAGACAUGCUCAACGCAGACUGUUGGCGCGAAAUCCUUGGCUACAUACCGGUUGAAGAAAUAAUCAGAUCUGAGCGCGUUAGUCGAAGAUGGCGGGAUCGAAUGAUUGAGUAUAUGCAAGGUGUGAAUCUCUCCGUAGAAUACCUAAGACCCUGCAUCAUCAACAUCCUAAGCUGGGACCGGCACCCGAACAGCAGGCACCUAACCCUGGACCGGGAAGACCAAGCCGGGAAGACCUGGUUCGAAGCGAUGCUGAGCAAACUCGGUGCAAAUAUCGUUUUCAUUGGUUCGGACAGGCUUGUGGACUAUGACAUAGCUAGCAUUGUGUGGCACUGCCCUAAUUUGGAGAUACUUUUGCUAUGCAGCAUAGAAUACUAUCUUCCCUUGGACCAGUUGAGAUGUUGCAAACGGCUAAAACGGAUAUCAUUGCACACAUGCACGAUACCAGACGAAUAUAUAUGCCAGCUAUUAAGCGUUGUCCCCAUCGAGGAAUUAGUGAUAAACAAUGCUAGUUAUGUAUCUGGUAUGUUCCUAUCUGAGCCCAAAACGACUAAACUGAAGUCUCUGACCAUAUCGGCUUGCUAUCUGCUGAUGACGGAUUUCUUUAGGACCGCUGUAGAUUUGGAGGAAUUGACGAAGUUAGAGUUGACUCUUAAUAGUGUUGAGGUAUACAGAAACGUCCAUCUCCUUCUCCGGAACACGCCAAACUUAGAAAAUCUAAAACUAGUGUCUUUCGACAAAAAAAUCAACGUAGGCAGUGAGUUUUCAAACGCCCUCAGUGGUUUGAGUAAAUUGAAGCAUUUCUAUGGGAGGUAUAUAAAUAACUCGCACGAAGGUUGGCUGGAAGAUGUCGCUGUUGGUUGCAAGGAGUUAAUAAGUUUGGAUGUUGGGAACUGUACAGGUGUCACGGCAAGCAGCGUGAUCGCUCUGUGCCGGUCCGCGGGGCCAAAUCUAACAGAGCUCGGGGUCGCUUGGAACACUGAGCUUACUGACAGCGAUCUGGCGACUUGUUUAAAAUACUGCCCUAAUUUAGAGGUCCUAGACGUACAAGGUUGUGUGCAAGUGUCAACGCAGCUAGUGGAAUGUGCAAUAAAACGGGCUCGGCCGUUGCGACUGCGGCUCCGGAGAACAAAAGUACCAUACGAUAUGAGGUCAAAAUCUCCAUGGGUGGAUCUCGACUUCGAAUACUAAGAUUACUAAGUAAUCAGAUCAGAAGACUUACAGCGUCAAGAAAAUAUGUACUCCCAUCUUAAACGCCGGCAGUGUACGCAGAGUUUUAAGUAAUAGUUUGACGAGGGCAAGAACAAAAUAAUGAAAUCAGAAUAGAAAAAUAAACUUAUUUUGUACUUACGAUAAAUCUUUACUAGAAUGUUGAAUACUUACUUCCAUUUCAAAUACAAAGCCUCGAUAGUACCUACUUGAAACCAAAGAGGAUUGAGUUUCUAGAGAGUUACUGCCAAAGAAAAAUGUGUAGUCACAGUGCAUAGACUGCCAUAUCGAUCACAGGCUUUAAACUUUUGAACCUCAG
Molecule: messenger RNA, 1958 nt
Organism: Leguminivora glycinivorella
Lineage: Eukaryota; Metazoa; Arthropoda; Insecta; Lepidoptera; Tortricidae
Exons: 10
Coding region: 386-1621 (411 amino acids)
Biological process (GO): SCF-dependent proteasomal ubiquitin-dependent protein catabolic process
Cellular component (GO): SCF ubiquitin ligase complex
Molecular function (GO): protein binding
Source: RefSeq, a predicted model, not a curated record